Molecule: messenger RNA, 750 nt
Organism: Seminavis robusta
Lineage: Eukaryota; Bacillariophyta; Bacillariophyceae; Naviculales; Naviculaceae
Source: the annotation of a GenBank genome assembly
AUGCCUAGUACAAGACCAAGCAAAAUCCCCAGCAAACUACCCAGUGCUAGCCCAAGUUCUGUUCCCAGCAUUAGUCCCAGUGAUGCGCCUAGUUCAUUUCCCAGCAUAACACCAAGUGCGGAACCAAGUGGAUCUCCGAGCGGCAUUCCCAGCAGUGUUCCCAGUAUGGCUCCCACUUACGAGUCUUUUGAUUCCGCAGAGGAACUGAGAAAUGCAUUGUUUGGCACUCUCGGUUGCUGCGUGGAAUGUGCUUGUGAUCCUGAUUACAAUCAAGCUCAUGACUCAGAGUCUCUAGUUUCCCAAAGAUAUGGACACCCGGCUCACACUUGGGACAUUAGCAAGAUUACAGAUCUUAGCUAUGUCUUUGCUGGCUACCAGGGCACUGUUGACCUUGACCUGAAUGGAUGGGACACAAGUAAUGUUGUUGAGAGUCUGUUGGGUGCAUUUUCGGAGUGCGAGUUUAGUGGAGACAUCUCUGAGUGGGAUGUCAGUUCGGUGACUGACAUGAGCUACAUGCUAUGGGAAACCACAUGUUGUUUUGCUUCGGCAUUAAACGAAUGGAAUGUUGCCAAAGUGACGAAUUUUGAGGAAAUGUUUGGCUUCGAAGUUACCAUUCCUGGUGGGAUUGGAAAGUGGGAUGUCACUGGAAAUGGGGCUGAAGGGGGGGUGUACACCAUGUUUAUGUUCGCUACUGCAGUAAAUGUACCUGAUCUGACUAAUGAUGGUGGAUGGGACACAUCCAACAUCUAG